Molecule: messenger RNA, 1848 nt
Organism: Hirundo rustica (Barn swallow)
Lineage: Eukaryota; Metazoa; Chordata; Aves; Passeriformes; Hirundinidae
Product: gamma-aminobutyric acid receptor subunit gamma-3-like
Exons: 4
Coding region: 356-871 (171 amino acids)
Biological process (GO): gamma-aminobutyric acid signaling pathway; chloride transport
Cellular component (GO): membrane
Molecular function (GO): GABA-A receptor activity; extracellular ligand-gated monoatomic ion channel activity
Source: RefSeq, a predicted model, not a curated record
CGCUGCACCCGGCAACUGGCUGCCGGCGAAGGGGACGCGCCGCAGCUCCGUGCCCGCUGAACACCUGUCAGCCCGCGGAGACUGAUUUAUACCUGGCCUUGGCAGCCUCUCCGCUGGGGAUUUCCCUCUCGUUCCACUUCUUCUACUGCUUUUUUUUCCUUUUCCCUCUCAUCGUCCCCUCCUUUCUCGGAGCGUUGUGGAAGAGAGUGUUUUCUUCAGGAUAUUAAGCUGAGAAUACAAAGGAGGAGAGGCUCAGACCUUUACCUCACUGCCUCAUUCUCCCUUCCGUGUGAGCACCCUGCAACGUUUCCUUCGUCCUGCCUCACCUCUCACCUGGCCAGCGCUUGUCCGGACCAUGUCCGCUAAGCUCCUGCCGGUUUUCUUCCUCCUCUCAGUGUUCCACGCUUGUUCUAGAAAGGUUGAAGAGGAUGAAUAUGAAGAUGGAACAACUAACCAAAAAUGGGUUUUAGCUCCAAAAACACAAGACACAGAUGUGACUCUCAUACUAAACAAAUUGUUGAGAGAGUAUGACAAAAAGCUGCGGCCAGAUAUUGGAAUAAAACCAACAGUUAUUGAUGUUGACAUUUAUGUCAACAGCAUUGGCCCUGUAUCAUCAAUAAAUAUGCCAAAAGUUCCUGUGAAGACUGUAUGGAAGAAGCAGAACAAAUGUGAUAUAGCAUGGGGAACUGCAAGAGAGGAAGGCCAAAAGUGGUUGGAUACUAUUUUGAGAUCAUUUCAUAAGACAGCAAUGCUAUUUCUGACCUCCUGGCCCUUCUCCUCAAGAGAGAUUACUAAAUUCUUCAAAAGAAGAAUCCUGGAAGCUAAAUUUCAUAAUCUCGUUGAAUACAGAAAAGCACAAGUUCCAAAGUGACAUGGGUAUUGUGGCUCUGUCCUUGUGUUCCUGGUAAUCUCUGCAAGUGGUAACUGCUCGUCCCCUUUCCUGUGUGUUGCAUCUUUUUCUGCUGCACUUCUAUAUACUAAUCUUUCUGUUGUCUGUUGAACAAUGAAUCUUUGUUGUUGUAUUUCCCCACGAGACUAGACGACCACCUAUGGCAAAAGUAAAAGAGUCUGCUCUCUUUCACUGGGUGGGAUAUUACAGCUUUUAUUCUCAAGUCCCGAUUGCUUGCCGGUGGCAGAGAGAGCUCGCCACUCCCGUGUUGGGGCUUCUUCCCCAGAGGCACGGCCCAGAGGCAGGACAAGACAGUACCCAAAAAGGGAUAUGUGGGAGGGGAACAGAGUUAGGUUACAUUUCAGUGUGGAGGAUGGGCACUGCAGGGCAAGGACAGAUCAUAGGACAGAUACAUGGAAAAAACAUUACAAAUCCGAUGAAAUAUAAACCAAAAUAAUGCAUUACAACACUUUGUUUUAUCCAGAAUAUCUUUAUCUAAACAGGCUAGAAGUUUGCAGUGGCUCUCUCAGAUAAGAAAAAGGAGGUGUGUGCACAAGAUUUUAUGACUUUUUCCACAUGUACUCUCUAACCAAUAAGCUACCUGUUUUCAGACCCUGCCUUUCAAAAUCUUUCUUGGAAACAGUAGCUAGUGAACUCCGGGGAUAGUGAGCUUUGGCUGACAGUUCAUGUUUGGUAAAGUGUGCUGGCUAACAGAGACAAGGAAAUAAAUGUCAUCUGCUUACACAUACUCCAUGUAUCAGACUCUGACAGCUCUAUGCUUUCAAAUAGCUUUCCAGGUAGAUAUUUCCCCAAAUUAUAUUUUCUGCAGUGUGCACAGCAUGCGUUUUUCAUCACCUAGAAGGCCUGUAGGUUGUGAAUAAUAGAGAGGUACAAUCCUAAUCUUUCAAUUGAUAGAAGUUAUUAUAUUGGAAUCAAAAAAGCUUUUUUGUUUGUUUGUU